UACUCACAGGAGGAGGGACUUUGCGCAUGCGCACUCAAUCCGUGAACCACACGCGGCUCAAUCACGACGUUUAUUCGGCGUUCACUAUGCAUCAUGUCAACACUCUGUGUGUAGGGACGUCCAAACACAGUCGACCGUACUGUAAAUACAGUAUCUGCACCAUCCACUCUGCCAUACCGGAUCGGCUCGGUUCUGUUCUCCUCCCAAAUAACAUGGGUUAAGAUGUCUGGAUAAUUUAUCUCAACUCUUCGCAAGGAUGGGGACUCGGACAAUCCGUUUUGGCAGGCGCAUUUUGACAAAGGCGAGAAGAGAAACCAGAAAACGGCUUUAAUAUCACUCUCAUCCUUUCAUUUCCUUUCUUUUUUCUUUUCUUUUUUUUGAGAGAUGAUCGCAGAGUUGGUGUGCAGCGUCGUAGCACUGGUCCUGUAUGUCAACACACUGGACGCGGAUUUCUGCUACGAUGACAGCCGUGCUAUCAAAACCAACCAGGACCUUCUCCCUGAAACGCCUUGGAUCAACAUCUUCUACGAUGACUUCUGGGGGACGCUCCUCACCCACAGCGGCAGCCACAAGUCCUACCGCCCAAUCUGCACCCUCUCCUUUCGUCUCAACUACGCCCUGGGCGGCUUGGACCCUUGGGGCUACCACCUGAUCAAUGUGGUUCUCCACUGUGCUGUGACGGCCCUGUUUUCCAGUUUUUCAGGCCUGCUGCUUGGGUCUGGUUGGUGGAGCCUGCUGGCCGGGCUUCUCUUCGCAGCUCACCCCAUUCACACGGAGGCGGUGGCGGGCGUCGUGGGUCGAGCCGACGUGGGUGCCGCCCUCUUUUUCCUUUUGGCCUUGCGAUGUUACAUACGCCACUGCGCCCUGAGAUCCAGCGGCGACUGCAGACAGAGCUGGUCGUGGUUUUUGGGCACCCUAGCAUGUGCUUCCUGUAGCAUGCUGUGGAAAGAGCAGGGCGUGACGGUGCUGGCUGUGGCAGCCAUGUACGACGUGUUUAUCUUCCAUAAGCUAAAGCUGCUGCAGGUUCCUGCACUCUUCUGUAAGAAGAAAAGUCUGCACCUGCUCCUGAGCGUGUUUCUGCUCGGCUUCUGGGGAAUCGUCCUUCUGGCUUUCCGAUUCUACUGGAUGGGCAACAAACCUCCAAACUUCUCCAACUCGGACAACCCUGCAGCAGACUGUCCAUGUUUUAUAACAAGGAUGCUGACGUUCUUGUACCUACCUGCCAUUAACGUUUGGCUCCUCAUGUGCCCUGACAUGCUAAGUUUUGAUUGGUCAAUGGAUGCUCUGCCGCUUCUACGGAGCAUUGCCGAUUGGAGAAACAUCCACACGGUCGCCUUCUACCUCUCGCUUUCGGCACUGGCAUGGUUUGGACUUCGUAGUAGCCCUGCCAAAAGCAAGGAGACCAAUGGAAAAGCCCAUUACGUAGCAAACGGGAAGUCCACCAAUGGACACACUUAUAGCUCUGAACAUGAAAACUCUGAGUUUUACUCAAACUCUGUGCAUAUGAAUGGAAGUAAUGGUACGGUAAAACACCAUGUGUCGACCUUACCAACCACUGAGAGUUUGGUGGCAUUUUCAUUGGGACUGUUGGCUAUUCCCUUUCUCCCAGCCACCAACUUGUUCUUCUACGUGGGCUUUGUGGUAGCCGAACGUGUACUUUACAUUCCUAGUAUGGGCUUCUGCCUGUUGAUAGCAGUGGGGAUGAGAUGUUUAUAUGUCAGACUUCGAAGAAAAUUCUCCAGGAAUUUACUGCUGGGCUGCUGUGCAGCACUGGUCCUUGUCUUUGGGAUUAAAACAGUACUGAGGAACCGCGAUUGGCGGAAUGAGGAGAUGUUGUACAAGUCUGGGAUAUCUGUGAACCCUGCUAAAGCCUGGGGUAACCUCGGAAAUGUCCUUAAGAACCAGGGGAAGGUGGCGGACGCUGAGCAGGCGUACAGGAAUGCUUUGUACUACCGCAGAAAUAUGGCCGACAUGCUGUAUAACCUAGGUCUCUUGCUCCAGGAAAACAACCGGUUCUCAGAGGCUCUCCAUUAUUAUAAGCUGGCCAUUGGGAGCAGACCAACUCUGGCUUCCGCCUACUUGAACACGGGGAUAAUCCAGAUGAACCAGGGCCAUCAAGAGGAGGCGAAGCGGACCUUCCUCACCUGCGCUGAUAUCCCGGAUGAGAACCUGAAGGACCCUCAUGCACACAAGAGCUCCGUCACCAGCUGUCUCUAUAACAUGGGAAAGCUUUUGCACGAGCAGGGUCACCAAGAGGAGGCCAUAUCUGCAUAUAGAGAAGCGAUACAGAAGAUGCCCAGACAGUUUGCUCCACAAAGUCUUUACAAUAUGAUGGGAGAGGCGUACAUGAGACUCAACAAACUCACGGAGGCCGAGCAUUGGUAUAAGGAAUCCCUCCGAGCCAAACAAGACCAUAUACCUGCACACCUCACAUACGGCAAACUGCUAGCCAUGACGGGUCGCAAAACUGAAGCGGAAAAAUACUUUCUCAAGGCGAUCGAGCUUGAUCCCACUAAAGGAAACUGCUAUAUGCAUUAUGGUCAGUUUUUGCUGGAAGAGUCUCGGCUUUUGGAGGCUGCUGAAGUGGCGGAAAAGGCCGCGCGUUUGGACAGUGAAGAAUUUGAUGUGGUUUUCAGCGCAGCUCAUAUGCUCAGGCAAGCCAGUCUCAAUGAUGCAGCUGAGAAGUUCUACGGACAAGCAGCCAGCCUGAGACCCAAUUAUCCUGCAGCUCUGAUGAACCUCGGUGCCAUUCUUCAUCUCAAUGGUAAACUCCAAGAAGCAGAGGCCAAUUACCUACGAGCCCUGCAGUUGAAGCCAGACGACAGCAUCACUCAGUCCAACCUAAGGAAACUGUGGAACAUCAUGGAAAAGCAGGGCUUGAGGACCAUGGCUCCUUGACUCGGACAGCUUUGACUAUUGAGGUCCCAUUGGUGAUGCUGAGCUCUCACUGGUGAGGUAGUACAGAAUAAGGAAGCCCUCAAAACCUAGUUCACCUCAUUUGAUGUUUCACAUUAUGAUAUCAGCUACGUCUGGUAAAACUGAGAAUUUCCGGAACGCUCGAGAACCUCUGAGGUCUGGAAUAUCUGCUCUGCGAAGUCCUCAACUGGAGACUUGAACUUGAAGUGACCCGCAGAUGCAUACUUGAAGUGUCACGAUAGAUUAGAUUUUAAUUAGCUAGUUGAUGUUUAAUGGUCUUAAAGGGCAAUAUUUGUCCUGAGGCUGUAUAAAUUAAGAAGGAAUGCGAGUUCCUCUGCUCUGCAUGUACAGAACAUUCCACGGUAACAGGUUCCUUGAUCCAUAUGAUUGGAAUCAUUAAUAUUUAAUGAGUUCAUUGGGGCUUACAGACAAAUCAUUUCCGUUUAAUUUAUGCACAGGGCUGGCACGUGAUUCAUGGCAUUGAAACUAGAUAAAUGGCCACUGAACAAAAGUUAUACCUUUUAUGCUUCAAAAAGCAAUGUCACAUUUUUGAUUUGGUUUAACGUUUGUAUUCCCACUGAAUAUAAUCAGCACAGAUGUUAGGUGAAGUCUUGGUUCAAGAUGGAUUUAUAGAAAAAUGGAGUUUGAAAAUGAAUUAAACCUACUGUAUUUUUACACACUCCAUCAAUGUCACAUGCAUGCAGAAAUGUCACAACCACAACAUUUAAUAAAUGGGAUCGUGAAAUUUAAUCCAUUUUAAAGUAUCUUGCCAAAAACUACAUGAAUUCUGAAGGGAAUUUUCCAUAAGGACGUUUAUGUGACUCUGUAGCUCUUUGCCUUAAAACUGUGAUGUACAUUGCAUUACAUUACAUUUAUGCAUUAGUAGACGCUUUUAUCCAAAGUGACUUAUAGUGCAUUUAAGGUUCGUACGUCCCUGAGAAUCAAACCCAUGACCUUCGCUGUGCUCGACCAAUUGAGCCACAGGAACAUUAUGAUGUAGCAGAAAAAAACCUCACAUGACUUGUUUUCUUUUAUUGGUUUACUGACAUUAAAGGUGAAGGAUUACAAAUGUUUAUUUUCUACAAAACAUUCAUUACAGAUUGGUUUUAUUUGGUCAGAUGGUACAAUCAAGGACCACGUCUAUAAUUCAAAUGGUAAAGUCUCCAUCAGUGCUUUAGUUCAGCAGAGCGGUAGUGUAAAAAUACAAAGCCUUGACUGAUAACUCCUAACCAAAUACAAAUCCUUUCACUGGUUGCACUCGUCUAACAAUAUACAGCCAUAUUUUAUAAGGGGGUUGUUUAUAUGUAAUAUUGGUUUAAUUUGUUUUAUGUCUAAAUGUGUAUAAAUGGAACCUAAUAUAUAAAAUGACACAUUACACGUGUAUAUUGUCGCUCUAAUGUGAAAAUGGUAAACCAGAAUCACAAUAUGCGAAAUAAUUUUCAAACUUUCGAUCAACUGUUUCAUUGUCUGUUCCUGAUCUUCAACUUUGUGUACAAAUUAAGAAUAAUUGCAUUUGAGCUCUUAUUUGGUGGUCUCGCCCAUUUCUCUGAGAAAUGAAUGUGAGAUUAUUAUGAAGGGUGUUUAAUGUGAUGUCAGCUUCCCGUUAUGUUAAAGGUCUAGCAAGUGCAGCCAAGUCAGUAUUAACUUAUUACCUUUGUGUUAAAAACAGCUGGCACUGUGUUAUGUCAAGUGUACAAAAGAUUUGCACAGAUCUUCCCUUAUUAAGAAAGUUUGUAAUGAAGAAAUGAAUCCAGUGAAUCAUUGUGUAAUGGGAACAUUUUAGUGGGAACAUUUGGAAUAAAUCCGAAAUUUGUCAUGCA
Messenger RNA from Misgurnus anguillicaudatus (oriental weatherfish), 4736 nucleotides. RefSeq names its product transmembrane O-mannosyltransferase targeting cadherins 2b (gene tmtc2b). Gene Ontology annotation, cellular component: endoplasmic reticulum membrane. The record is from RefSeq and is a predicted model, not a curated record. Gene Ontology annotation, biological process: protein O-linked glycosylation via mannose. NCBI's taxonomy places the organism in Eukaryota, Metazoa, Chordata, Actinopteri, Cypriniformes, Cobitidae. Gene Ontology annotation, molecular function: protein binding; mannosyltransferase activity.